AUAUUUUAUAUCUGUAAGUCUAUCAUCACAGCGUAUUCGUAUCACCCUUGUGACAUUUUUUUUAUUCACUCUCUUUACCUCUGUAUUGCACCACACAUGUAUUUAAUUAUACCUUUUGUCUGGUUCCAAUUUCUGAGAACAGAAUACAGAUGUUUUUAACUUAAAUCUUGUCCUUAUUUACAUAAAAAUUGAUAGUUAUCAUCAGCAAAUGUAAUAAAGAACUUGAACGCAUAAAGAAUAAAAAAAAAAGCAUACAUCUCUACUGCCGUAUCUGUUCGCUUAUGCUGCAAUAGAAACUUCAUGAUCGACCUGUGAAAGACUUUAAAGAAGUCGAAAAUAACACUAUUACAAUUUUUGAAGACUGCAGCUUCUUACCAGGUUGAUCAUUAUCAUGAUAUACUUCACCAUGUAGAAGCCAUGGAAGAUGAACAAUUGGAUAUUUACCCCCAAUUACCGGAAGAAAUUGAAGCAGAAGUUCAUGAUAAUGAUGAUCAAGAAGGGAUCGAGAAUGUCGAGUUUGCUGAUUAUGAUAUAGAAAAUGAAGUUGUUGAAAAUGAAGAUGAAGAUAUAGAGGAGUCAGGAGAUGAUGAAAUCCCUCAGGACAGGUAUCAAAUAUGCAUCAAGGGACCGCGGGAAAUUAUUGUCCACCCUUGCUGCCAUUACCGUAUGUGCCAAGUCUGCUCAAAAAAAGUGCAGAAGACAGCUCAAGAGAAACGUCUCCCGUUAAAAUGUCCGUUUUGCAAUGAGCUGGCGCAAAUGUUUUGUCGUGUUUUCUAAAAUUUAACCAUUUCUUAAAUCAUUUGAUUUUUUAAAACCAUUUUAAUUUUUUUUAACCAUACUU
This is a messenger RNA of Cotesia glomerata, 841 nucleotides long. RefSeq lists its product as uncharacterized. The coding region runs from base 418 to 777 and encodes 119 amino acids. The record is from RefSeq and is a predicted model, not a curated record. The transcript has 3 exons. Lineage: Eukaryota; Metazoa; Arthropoda; Insecta; Hymenoptera; Braconidae.